This is a messenger RNA of Terrapene triunguis (Three-toed box turtle), 909 nucleotides long. It is a transcript of the gene FOXR1, whose product is annotated as forkhead box R1. The transcript has 6 exons. The coding region runs from base 1 to 909 and encodes 302 amino acids. Gene Ontology annotation, molecular function: DNA-binding transcription factor activity; sequence-specific double-stranded DNA binding. Gene Ontology annotation, biological process: regulation of DNA-templated transcription. NCBI's taxonomy places the organism in Eukaryota, Metazoa, Chordata, Testudines, Emydidae. Gene Ontology annotation, cellular component: nucleus. The record is from RefSeq and is a predicted model, not a curated record.
AUGGAGGAGAAGCUCAAGCUAACUACCACCACUGAUCAGUUUCCUCAAGCUGCAGAUGAAAAACUGAACCAUCAUAUGCUGAAGUGGCAGUGUGAGCGACAGGUGCGCAGGAAUUCACUCCCGAAGGAACUGUCUGAGACCCUCCUGUCCACACAGCCUGGUGAAUCUUAUGUGCAGUCCCAUCUGUGGAUGUGGGUGAACCCCAAUCUGGUUUGCCCCAUUGUCAGCUGUCCCAGUGUGGACAUGCCAGGACCCAGUAGCCCAGCACUCUCAGUAGCUGCUGCUGCUCCAGGGUUUUCUUCUCCAAGCUCUUCCUUGAAUUACUCCAACCUUGACUGUUCUGAGGAGGAUCUGCUGUCAUCAGCCAGUGAGGCAGAGAAGUUCACCGAGGAUGAAGAUGCCUCAUCGGUGGACAUCUCACUCCCUCAGAAAAUGGAGACUCCCAAAUCUAAGGCUGUUCUGGCACUCCAGAAACCAAAGGUCCCCAGAUCUCUGAGCAAGAAGCUCAAGUACAUCCUGCAGGCGAGCACCAAAAUCAAAGGGGGAUGGCCCCGGCCCCCACUUAAUUACUGCAUCCUCAUCACCCUGGCCCUGCGUAACAGUGCAGAAGGCAGCCUGACUGUGCAGCAGAUCUACCAAUUCACACGGCAGCACUUUCCCUUUUUCCAGACAGCCCCAGAUGGCUGGAAAAACACCAUUCGUCACAAUCUGUGCUUCAGUAGCAGCUUUGAAAAAACCUCCCACUUUGUGUGCAACGAGGGCAACCGCAAGUCACGCCUGUGGAAGCUGACACCAGAAGGGUGCAGAAAGUUCCAGGAAGAGAUACGGGCUCUAUCUGAGGAGGCCCUCGACUUAGUGAGCCAGAGCUUGAGCAAACCAGAACAGGUGCAAUCUUUGUUCAGUCUCUGA